AUGUUCAGCCCGGACGGGGGGCUGCCGGCCGCCCCCUUCGGCCUCCUGCCCGACGCCGGGCCGCCUUUUCCCCGCGGCGGCUUCGACGGGGCGGCCGCCCAGCCGCUCUUCUUCCCCUUCGCCGCCGAGCCCGAGGCCGCCCGCGACCCGCCGCCGCCCCGCGCCUGGCUGCCCCCCCCCGCCGGGCCGCCCGCCAAGGCGGAGGCGCGCCCGGGCCGGCCCUGCCGCCAGCCCUCGCCCGAGCCCCGCGCCGCCGGCUGCUGCGGGCCCGCUUGGCCCGCACCGCCCUGGGCCGGGCCCGCCGCCCCCAGCGCCGCCAACGCCGCCCUGCCCGGCCCGCCCUUCCCCGGCCCCGCCGCCGCCGCCUUCCCCGGCCCCCAGCUCUGCCCCGCCGCCCUGCAGCCGGGCUCCGGCGGCCUCUCCGGGCUGGGCAGCAGCGGCAGCUCCAGCGGCGCCGCCAGCGAGGGGGGACACUCCAGCGACAGCGGCGACGAGGAUGCGCCAACCUCGGAAGAGCUGGAGCAGUUCGCCAAGGACCUCAAGCACAAGCGCAUCAUGCUGGGCUUCACCCAGGCUGAUGUGGGGCUGGCUCUGGGCACCCUCUAUGGGAAGAUGUUCAGCCAGACAACCAUCUGCCGCUUCGAAGCGCUUCAGCUCAGCUUCAAGAACAUGUGCAAGCUGAAGCCGCUGCUGCAGCGUUGGCUCAACGAGGCGGAGAACACGGACAACAUGCAAGAGAUGUGCAAUGCAGAGCAAGUGUUGGCCCAAGCCCGGAAGAGAAAACGCAGAACCAGCAUUGAGACCAACGUGAAGGGCACGCUGGAGAGCUUCUUCCGCAAGUGCGUGAAGCCCAGUCCUCAGGAGAUCUCCCAGAUCGCCGAGGACCUCAACCUGGACAAAGAUGUGGUCCGGGUCUGGUUCUGCAACCGGCGUCAGAAAGGCAAACGGCUGCUGCUGCCCUUUGGCAACGAGGCGGAGGGAGUGAUGUACGACAUGAACCAGUCCCUGGUGACCCCCGGCCUGCCCAUCCCGGUGACGUCCCAGGGCUACAGCCUGGCGCCCUCCCCGCCCGUCUACAUGCCACCCUUCCACAAAGCCGAGAUGUUCCCUCAAGCGCUGCAGCCCGGGCUCUCCAUGAGCAACGGCAACCACUGAACCGGGGGCUGCGGGGGCUGGCGGCGGGGCUGGGCUGGCUCUCUGGGGGCAGCUCCCCCCUGCUUCGCCCCGAGAAGGCACGGGCACGGCCCCGCUCCCGCCCCCAGGGCUGCCUCAGGGCUUUCGGGGUGCGAGGGGCAGGGGAAGGGCUGGGAGCCUGGCACGGGGAUGGUGCCCGCUCUCUGUGGCUGCUCCCAGCGCUUCCCAGUUAUGCGGGUUUACUGGUCCCAGCAGCAUCGGCCCCACUCCGACCUCUUGAGGGGCAGCCUCUCCUGCCCCACUGCACCCCACUGAAGCCUCGUGUCCCCGGGGCGCUGAGCCUGCCCCAGCCCAGCCAAGCUGCUCUCCCACAAGACCCAGAAAAAAAGC
Messenger RNA from Chroicocephalus ridibundus (black-headed gull), 1524 nucleotides. RefSeq names its product POU domain, class 5, transcription factor 3. The record is from RefSeq and is a predicted model, not a curated record. Bases 1 to 1155 code for a protein of 384 amino acids. Gene Ontology annotation, biological process: regulation of transcription by RNA polymerase II. The transcript has 5 exons. Gene Ontology annotation, molecular function: RNA polymerase II cis-regulatory region sequence-specific DNA binding; DNA-binding transcription factor activity, RNA polymerase II-specific. Lineage: Eukaryota; Metazoa; Chordata; Aves; Charadriiformes; Laridae.